This is a messenger RNA of Drosophila willistoni, 2217 nucleotides long. RefSeq names its product tetraspanning orphan receptor. The record is from RefSeq and is a predicted model, not a curated record. Lineage: Eukaryota; Metazoa; Arthropoda; Insecta; Diptera; Drosophilidae. The transcript is spliced from 5 exons. Gene Ontology annotation, cellular component: lysosomal membrane. The coding region runs from base 185 to 1561 and encodes 458 amino acids.
AAAGUAGUCUUUAGUGGACUGCGCAGCACUUUUUUAUAAAUUGAAAUACAUAAAACUUGCAUAAAACUCAAUUGAAAUACGGUGAAAGUGGUGUCAAUUUAAAGUUUAAAGUUUUUGAUUGGAGCUCAAUCUUGCAGUGUCGCCGUCUCCGUCUCUGUCUCUUGGGAUUGGGGCAGGGCGUGAAAUGUUAAGGAUUCAUGUGAAAAUGGGUCCGCAACGCAAUCAUAAUAAUAAUAACAACAACAAUAAUAACGGCAACAGUGCCGCGAGCAGUAACAACCACAAUAACAACAGCAACAACAUCAGUAUGCGCAACAACAAGGAGUUUACCUGCUGUUUUGGCCUACAUGUUCAUACCGCAACCCUAAUGAUCGGUUUAUGGCAUUUGUUCCUGAACAUUUUGGCCUUGAGCGUUUUGGCUGUCAUUUGGCGUAAUCCGGAAAUGAUGGAUGAACUGGAAAGUGGCGGUAGUCAUGAUUAUACCAUAGAUCUCAAUGCACCGGCUUUACCCACACCCUUGAGUAAGGUGGAUCCUCCAUAUGCUUUUCGUGAUCACUCUCUCAACUAUCGUAAGCGUUACCAGAACUUUGACAUGGGCGGAUUGGUAUGCACUUGCAUGAUAGCCAUUACCUUGAUGAUGAUCUAUGGCACGAUUAAAGGCAAACCUUCUCAUCUGUUGCCCUUCUUUUGUCUGCAGUUAUUUGAUUUUGCCAUUACCACUUUGACAGCCGCUGGUUAUUUAUGCUAUCUUCAGGCCAUACAUCGCAUCAUUGCCGAAUCGCAUCGUUUGCCAUGGCGUGAGAAGUUGUUGGAGCUGCCGCCUGAGGAAUUGGUUGUCGUUGUUCUGGUUGUCUUUAUCUGCAUUGUUUUCCUGAAGGCCUAUUGCAUUGGCAUUGUGUGGCGUUGCUACAAAUACCUGACCCUAAGGCAGCAGCAUCUGCGUAGUUUGUUGCCUUGUGUUAUGCCGGAAAUGGGUCUACAUGGUGUGGGUGUGGGCGGUGCUGGUGGCUUUACCACUGAGGAGCAACGUGCCUACACGACUCUCUUGCCAAACUAUGAUGAGGCCAUUGCACAGUAUUUGAAACAAGCACCGCCACCAUCCUAUCAAGUGGCCAUGUCAAACUAUCAAGAUGAUGACGAGAAUGGAGGAGCAGCUGGUGGUGGUGGUGCUGCUGGUGGUAUCACCCCGCUAUUUGUGACCUUGGAUAAUGUGCAUGGAGCCACAGCGAAUGCCGCUUCCAAUACGGAUGAGAAUAUGGAUAACAAUAAUGAUGUACCAAAUAAUAAUAAUACAAUGCAUGUGAACGCCAAUACGCCGCCAAUGAGACGCUCAGAAGGUGGUGCAGCAGCAGCAGCAGCAACUGGCUCGGAUGAGGAGGUGGAUGACGACGAUGAUGAUGAUUUGGAGGUUAUUGAUGCCGGUGGCAUGGAUAUUAUUGGAGGCAUUCCACCGCCACCGCCGUACAACGAUGUGGCCGAUGCUCAGGUUCAAGUGCCAUCACAUUCGCCCAUGCAUAUACCUGGUCAGGUUGUGAUUGGUCGUAAUGAGAGCCAGGCCUAAGUUGUGAUUUGUUUAAGUUUUGUGUUGUGACUCUAUCCGAAUCCUUGCCCCUGCCCCCGCCCCUGUCUCCGCACCCAUAUCCAUUGUCUUGCCUUCGCCACGCACAAUAUUUUUUUGAUUAUUUAUAGCCUAAUUUGGCUGACACAUUCCAAUCUCCAAUCCCGUUCCCUCCCAGUCCCAAAGAGAAAACAAAUGAAAUCAAAUAUAAUAUUUAUAAAAACAAAAUUUUAGCAUUCGCUUAUAACUGUUGUUAAACACGAAGGAUAAACAAAUAUUAUAAAUGAAUAUGCUCUGGAUUUUGCUCUAAAACAACCAUUAACAAAACUAAAACAAGAGAGAGAGAGUGAAAAAAUUUCAAGAUGUCUGGUUGGAAAAGCUUCAAUUCCUUUUUUGGCCACAUCUAGUUUUUUUUAAUAAUUUGUUAGCUCAGUUACCUCCUAUAUACCAAAACUAAGUGUGUUUUUUUAUGAUUUAACAAACUCUGGAUUUCUCUUAGUUUAAGCCCCGGAUGAAUAAUCCUUAACUCCCCCAUUUCAAUUUUCUCUUCUAUCCGCGCUCUUAAGUAGUUGUUAACCCAAGUGGAAAUGUUCUAUGUUUUUAAGGCUAUAUCGUGUAAGACUUUAUGCAUAUUUAAUAUAUACAUACAUCAAACACAA